CACACACACACAUACACACACACACGCACACAUACGCACAUAGACACAUUACAGCAUCAAUGAUUCAUCAUCACCGCUUCAUCUUCUUACUACACAACAAAGGUGCGGUGCGGUGCAGAAAAGAGCAGCGAGUACACACAUAACCGUAUAUAUAUAUUUCAGACCGAGAUGGAAUUACCAUGACAACUGCUCAUGAGUCACCGGACCACAAGCAAUCCACGGUGGAGCAGCGGAAGCAGAGACAGACGCUGCACACCCUGGUGGCAGUCCUUGUUCAGGUGACCACAGGUACCACCAUCACCAGCCUGAACAAAUGGAUAUUCGCCGUCUGCAACUUCCCUUACCCGCUGCUGCUGUCCGCCCUGCACAUGCUGUCGGCCAUCAUCAUCGACUACACCCUGAUCCGCGUGGGCUUCAUCAACCUCAAGCUCAAGGAGGCCACGGGACUGCCCGCGGCUGCCAAGUUCAAAGUGUUCCUCCUGAGCCUGACCUUCUGCGCCACCAUCGCCUUCGGCAACAUGGGGUUAAAUUACGUCCAGCUCUCCUUCGCCCAGAUGAUCUCCACCACCACCCCGCUCUUCACCAUAGCCAUCUCCAAGGUGUUCCUGGGUCAACAGCACCACAUCCUGAAGUACACUGCCAUGAUGCCCAUCUGCCUGGGAGCCUCUUUCAGCCUCAUGGGCGAGGUGGAGUUCGACCACAAAGGCUGCUUCUAUAUCUUUGCCGCCACCAUGCUGAGAGGCGUGAAGUCCAUUCAACAAAGCAUUCUCCUGCAGGAAGAAAAGAUCAACUCGGUCAUCCUGCUCUACAUGAUGUCCAUCCCUAGCUUCUGCAUCUUGAUUUUAGCUGCGUUGCUGCUGGAGAGUAACGCCAUUUGGGAACCUCUUGUCGUGUACGACAACAGACUGUGGUUUUUAAUCUUGCUCAGCUGCCUGGGAUCAGUACUGUACAAUCUAGCCAGCUUCUGCGUCACCACUCUGACCUCCGCCGUCACCCUGCACGUGCUGGGGAACCUGAACCUAGUGGGAAAUAUCAUCGUCUCCCAGAUCCUCUUCGGCAGCGAGAUAACCGGGCUGAGCUACGCUGGCAUUGGCCUUACUCUAUCGGGGGUGCUGAUGUACCAGAACUCGGACUUGAUAGAGGACUACUUAACACCCAAGGGAAAGCUUCGCGGAGAGGACGCCAAGUUUAAAAACUGACUGAAAGUGAGAGAGAGGGGGGGGUGCACAGAAAAAAAAAGAUUUUAAAAAAAAGCCUCGCAUUUGAUAUUAUAAUUCUUAUAGGGUCAGAAUCGCCAAACUGCAGGCAGAGCGAGGGGAAGGUUUAUGAUAUUAAAGCACAGCACAUUGCCUUAUUUAAAAUAAUGCCUUACUUAAUAUGUUGUCCUAUUUAAAAUAUAUGAUGAAUAUAUGACCUGAGUUGUAUUUAUUAAAGAAUCAUAUACAGUA
Callorhinchus milii (elephant shark) is the source of this 1448-nucleotide messenger RNA. RefSeq names its product solute carrier family 35 member E4 (gene slc35e4). Gene Ontology annotation, molecular function: antiporter activity. The coding region runs from base 180 to 1199 and encodes 339 amino acids. The record is from RefSeq and is a predicted model, not a curated record. Lineage: Eukaryota; Metazoa; Chordata; Chondrichthyes; Chimaeriformes; Callorhinchidae. Gene Ontology annotation, cellular component: Golgi apparatus. The transcript is spliced from 3 exons.